Molecule: messenger RNA, 3592 nt
Organism: Pygocentrus nattereri (red-bellied piranha)
Lineage: Eukaryota; Metazoa; Chordata; Actinopteri; Characiformes; Serrasalmidae
Gene: rab5ab
Product: RAB5A, member RAS oncogene family, b
Exons: 6
Coding region: 244-894 (216 amino acids)
Molecular function (GO): GTP binding; GTPase activity
Source: RefSeq, a predicted model, not a curated record
AUCCGAUCUGUCACUCGUUUACAUGUGAAGGGGGGAAGUUGCGAAAAAACAAACGGUGAAGGAGGUCGAAGCUACGCUCCUCUGCGGCUCCAGCGGCUCCUGCGGCUCGGGCUUCUCUUUAGCGUUGGUCUGUAGCUCACCCGGCUCCCCGAAAACCGUCCUGCUCAUCUGGAAACCAAGCCAAGCAGAUUCAUCAGUUUGGAAGCCGCCUUCAGUCCAGAGCAGGUGACUGGCGUCUGGGUCAUGGCAGGAAGAGGUGGAGCUACGAGACCCAAUGGGCUGAACGCAGCCAGCAACAAAAUCUGUCAGUUCAAACUCGUCCUGCUCGGAGAGUCCGCAGUGGGCAAAUCCAGCCUGGUCCUCCGCUUCGUCAAAGGCCAGUUUCAUGAGUUUCAGGAGAGCACGAUAGGAGCUGCCUUCCUGACGCAGACAGUAUGUUUGGACGACACGACAGUGAAGUUUGAAAUCUGGGACACAGCUGGUCAGGAACGCUACCACAGUUUGGCUCCCAUGUAUUACAGAGGAGCGCAGGCUGCCAUAGUCGUGUACGACAUCACGAACGAAGAAUCAUUUGCACGUGCAAAGAACUGGGUUAAAGAACUUCAGAGGCAAGCCAGUCCCAAUAUUGUAAUCGCUUUGGCUGGAAACAAGGCCGACCUUGCAAACAAGAGAGCACUGGACUUCCAGGAUGCACAGUCUUACGCAGACGACAACAGUCUGCUUUUUAUGGAAACAUCAGCGAAGACGUCAAUGAACGUGAAUGAGAUAUUUAUGGCUAUUGCAAAGAAACUACCCAAGAAUGAGCCACAGUCUGCCGGAGCAACCACGGGCCGCAACCGAGGAGUGGACCUUGAGACUGCCCAGCCUGCCAAAGGGCCCUGCUGCAGCAACUAACCACCAACACACCAACGCACACCUCACUUCCCAACUAACUCUGCAUCACUUCUGGACAUGGGGCGCUUCCUUCCAAACCUCGCUCCUGGAACUGCUAAAGACUCUGUAUAGCUACGUUUCUAAUACCUUUUUUUUGUUUUUCUUUUCUUUUUUUAUUUUUUAAGAAAAUAUAUGUACUUCAGUAUAAUGGAUGCAUGUAUCACUACAAAGCCUAAGUACACAUUUUUAACUUGGCAGGAAAGUUAACAAGAUUGAACACGAGAGCCAGAGUGCUGUGUGUGUGUGUGUGUGUGUGUGUGUGUGUGUGUGUGUGUGUGUGUGUGUGUGGUUUAGUGUUAGGAAGUGAUUAAGGCUGUGGAGGCACAGGAAUCUGACCCCGCUAAGGAUGGGUCAUAUUAAUGCUUGCUUUGGAGCGGCCAUGGGCUGCUAGUGUUAGCCACGUGGUCCAGUGUGAGUGCCAUAGUGGGGGAAGACGCAGAAAUCAGCUGCCCCGUGGAGGCCUGACCAAGAAUGGCUGUAUCAUAAACAUGACGUUCACCUGUACAAAUUAUACAGAGAAGCUGAUGCUCGUUAAUUUGGGACGAGCAUUUUUUUCAGUUAAAACUAGUGCAGCAUCCUGAAUCUCCUGCUUGUCAUUCCGAAUUGUGUCAAUCAGAAAAAGCAGCUUACCUCUCUUAACUUGGCGCUCGGGCGCAGCACCGAUUUCAGUCUAGUGUCUGCCUGAAAGGUGUUAAAGUGAUGGAUGUCGAACGCAUUUGUUUCGCGAGGGCUCGGUCCGAACCUUUCCCCAGCUCCCGGCCCAAGUCUACCUGUCGUAUCUGGUUGUGCAGUACUGGUGAAGCGAUUAGGCAAGGAAUCCUCAUUCCUCCUUGUGCCUGCGGCCAGAAGUACAGCUUCUCCCCGCUUCUGUCCUCCCUCGCAGAAAAGGAUACUGGUGCCUGGUGGCUUGGCUGCAUUCAUCGCUGUCGUGGAGAUGCUCUAUGGCUUACUUGUUGCUAAUUUGACGAAUAGCUCUGAGGCAUCUGAGAGGAAACCGAAGCGAGGUUUGUGGUCGCUGAACCGUCUUGAGUGUUAAGAAUAGUUCGGCGCAUAGUCCGCCUUUGCCCUAAACUCACUGCAGUCAUGUUUGUUUGCAGUGUUUGCUUCUUCAGUUUUGCGCUGAAGCCAUCAGGCUCAUGUAGCUAAGCUGCGGUUUGUCUCCCAAAGCAGCUCGCCAACUUUAAAAUCUAGUUUGAUCAAACCCUGGAUUUUUUUUUUUUCCUCGUGGUGGUGGAUCACUUGCCAUCACGCAACAUCACCAUGGUGACUUCUGCUAUACGCCCAACCUACAGAGUGUAAACAGCUUUUGGACCAAUCGGAGCGCUGCUUCUGGUCAGUCUGAGCCGAUCGUCUGGUGGAGGCGUACCUCUUGUUCUGAAGUCACUUCGGCGUGUUUAAACCAUAAGAUCCUUACUCCUGCAAGGUAGCCACUGGACUCAUCUUCAUGGUUCAGCCGACUGGCUUUAAUGCCAUUUGUAUUGCUGACAGGGGGAUUAGCCUUGGCGUGAAUAUCUAAACCUGGAUCCAAAGGGAAAGUGUUACCGUUAGCUGUGUUCUGGCUGAAAUGUGUUUGGAACCUUGACCUGCUUCAUAAAACAGGCCCCUGAGUUGAGGUUUCUCAGCCACUCGGCAUGGUUUAAGUUUAGCCUCUCGGCUCCAGGGAAGGACUAAAGAAGCAAAACUUCCAACAAAAGGGGGCAAAUUGGGAUUAUUUCGCCGAACUGUUGCCUGCUGUAUGGACUACUGUUAGCUCUGCUCUCACUGUGUUUUUGUCUUUGAGUUCCACAUAUUCUAGUACUGCUUUGUCCAGGGCAAGGAGCAGGAGAAGAGCAGGAGAUGGGGAGAAGCCCCCUUUGUUCUCUCAGACAUGUGAAGGGUUUGGUGGCCUUCAGUAUCCUUCAUGAUGUCUGGGCCAGCCACGAUUGUUUCACAACACAUGGCUGACGCAGUAUUAAGAUGCAGUCUAGCCUCCGCGGCUAACAGCCGAUCGAAAGCGAUGAGGACCGCGCUCUUUUUAUUUAUUCGCUAUAUGAACAUAUUCCAGUCUUUGAGGGCUGCGCGAUGGUAAAGAAGACGAGACGAAACACCCAAGAUUGUCUUAUGUGCUGUGGACAAAGGCCCAGAUCAAAUGUUAUUGUUCUAAAAACCCAGUAUAUCUUGAUUCAUCUCAACUGCUACUAUACCAACCGCUCAUCAUGACCGUCAGUAUGUAUGCACUCUUCUGCGUUGUACAGUUCCCUUUAAAAAAGCCUUUUUCACAAGUUGGUCAAUAAUGUUUGAUGGUGAUUUUUUCCCAUGUAUGUAGUGUUAUUAACAAGUCAAUUGAAAUUUACCCAGUGGUCUGUCUUGUACUUCUUUUUAAGAUGCUAAAAGUUUUUUUUUUUAAUCAUUAUUAUUAUUUCUGAGAUCCUGUCUAAUUGCACAAGUUUGGGUUGUGUUUUUAAUAAGACUUGGGACUGCUUGGUGUCUCCAGAGUGGGAUCAAACUCAGAUCAUCCACUGUGUGCUUCUGCUAAACGGCCACAGUUGGCUGAGGAUGAUUUAUCAGCAGAGCCAAAAAGGAUUCAGUGAUGAAAGCGCAUUAAUCACUGAGGGACUGACUUGUUGUUUUUUAAUGUCCAGGUUACUAUUUCCAAUAAAGGGGGUGAAUUGGAUAUGGA